Messenger RNA from Xyrichtys novacula (pearly razorfish), 5469 nucleotides. Lineage: Eukaryota; Metazoa; Chordata; Actinopteri; Labriformes; Labridae. The record is from the annotation of a GenBank genome assembly.
AUGCAUGUUCCCUACCAGGAUUGUGUCGCUCUCUCCGUCUACAUCUUCACCUUUCUGCUCGGCCUUCCUGCAAACGUUCUGGUCCUGUUCGUGUACGUACGCAAGGCCCGUAAGCAUGGCGCAACACCCAACGUGGUCUACGCCCUCAACCUGUGCAUGGCGAACCUGGCGCUUGUGGCCUGGUUGCCCGUCAAGGCCGUGGAGACUUUGCUCCAGGAUUGGAGGCUUCCUGCUCCCGUUUGCCCCAUCUACAGCUUCUUCCUCUUCUCCUCGCUGUACGGCAGCUGCCUCUUCAUCACCGCCGUGACCGUCGGGCGCUACCUCAGCAUUGCCUUCCCCAUAGUGUACAAGAGGUACCGCCGCGCUCGCAUCUCCUGCUUCAUCAGCGCUGCUUUGUGGGUCUUUGUGCUUCUUCACCUCAGUGUGGGACUGGUUGCUGAAGGAGGGGCAAACUUCGUCUCUGUUGAUGGGGACAGCUCCGUCUGCUACGACCACUUUAACGCCUCGCAGCUGGCGGUUCUGCUGCCUCUGCGCUUUGAAAUGGCCAUCGUUUUGUUUAUAAUUCCUCUGAUUCUGACGUCCUUCUGCACACUUCGCUGCGUCACCCUGGUGUGGCGAUCAAAUUUGCGCCCCAUUGGCAAGAGAAGGGUCCUGACUGUUGCUCUGUUCACACUGGCUGUGUUCGUGGUCUGCUACGCGCCCUACAACGCCUCUCAUGUCGUGGGGUUUGUGACCAAAAGGAACGUGGAGUGGAGGACGUACGCCAUGCUGACCAGCUCUUGUAACGUUUUCCUGGAGCCGGUGGUCAUGCUGAUGCUGUCGCCGGCUGUUUCAAGAGGAUUCAUGGGGAGGAUGUGCGGACGGCAGAGCCAGUUCAGCCACAGGGAAGGGUGUAGGCAUCGAUAUUACAGCGCCAACGGAGCUGCUAAUGGUCGGGCGCCACCUUCGGUAUCUGAGAGGAGCCACGCGGUGACGAAGGAAAGCCAGGGGUGAGGUCAGAGAAGAGGGAACCUUCUGGACUCAUAUUCAGUGUUCCUCAUUCUGACAGAUGAACCAUGAGAUGAUACAGACUGUGUCUCUUUGUCCGUCUUUUCAAAGGUCCAUCACUCUGUCAUCAGGAUACAAGUUCAGUUCAUUUAAUUCAACAUUGAAAAAAGUGACAAAAAUUUGGGGAAAUUUGAUUCAUUGGGAAGAAAGUCGAGUUUUCAUUUCAGAAUUUUACUGCCUGUGAGGGAGCAGAAGUCCGACCGGAGGACCGACAGGAUUGUGAUGAGUCUCAGUUUUCAUUUACUUCCUAAAGCAAAUAUUCACGGUGAUAACUUCGACCCGUAAAAGAAAGAAUGAAAUUUCUUCCUCCUUUUCUUUGCUGUCAGGAAACACUGCUAAGACAAAACCAGCACAUGAUGAAGUGUCCUUCUUUGUUCACAGGGGGCGCCAAAAAUGUGCACACACUGAAAGUUCCUCACAGGAGCUUUCAAAGAAAAAACACAGGUCUUAUACGACAUUUUGACUCAUCUAGGUGUUUGAAACUGUUCACACAUUUAUGAUAAAUAUAUAUCCUGUAAGUUUGUGUGUUAAUUCAAAUAUUCAUCUGCUUUAAAUAAUCUUGAAAAUAAAGAAUGAAGCUGAGCAUCCUGCACAUGUUGUUUCUUUUCUAUUUAGAGACGACAGAAAAAUGUUUCCUGUCGACGACAACACAAACACACACGCUACAUACACAUGCACACAACAUACAUUCAUUUAUUUAUAAAGACAAAAUACCUGAAUGAGCCGAUUUACAGCAGUUUGGUAAUUUGACUGGCUUUGAGAAAUCAGGAUGAUAAGAUGUUUCCUAGUGAGAGACUGAGUGAGCCAUCUUUCAUCUUUUAUCGUCUUUUACCUUUUUUUUUCUCCUUUUUCUUCUACCUCUUUUACCUCUUUCUUAUUCAGACUUACUGCCUUUUUAGCCUUUGUUUUACUUAUAAUCUUUUCUUAUUUUAUCUCUCAGGUCCUUCAUUGAUUUUAAUGUUUUUUAUUUUCCUUUAUUUUAUUUUAUAUAUACAUAUAUAUAUAUAUAUAUAUAUAUAUAUAUAUAUAUAUAUAUAUAUAUAUAUAAUUAAUUCCACUUCUCAUUUAUAUUACCAUCAUUAUUAUUUUAUUAUGAUUUUAUUAUUAUUAUUAAUAUCCUCUUUUAUACUUACUAGCCUGUUCCCUGCCCUCCUUUUCUAUUUCAUUUUAUGUUUUUAUUUUGGUCCUCAUGGUCCCAUUUAUAUUGUAAGGUUCUUGUAUUGCCUGGUUUUCUUACGAAAAGUGAAACAGGCCUACAAUUCAGAGGCCUGUUUUUAACUGAGCUUUUGUUUUUAUGUGUUUUUAUUUUCAUGUGCUGAUGUUCUGUGCUUGCAACUGUUGUCUAAGCACUUUGUAAACUUCUGUUUUUAAAGGUGCUAUAUAAAUAAAAUUAUUAUUAUUAUUAUUAUUAUUAACAGUUCAACAGUUUUGAAAUCCUGACUGAAUCCAAGAUUAGCAAGCUAAGUUGAACUAGUUACCUCUUACCAACUACAAACUUUUUCACCCAUCACCGAACAUAUGACAAAAUUAAAUUUAGACGCAACAGAACUGAGAAAUGAUUGACUGAAAACAGAGAGAAGAGAAAAAACUCUCUAAAGAAUAAAAACAGCAGCUGACCUGUUUAAAAACGUGCAAGAGGACCAGGCGACAAACACAUCAGCUCUUAAUGUGUCUGUUAAAUUCACCCACAGCUAGUAAAGAUCAUCCAGGGAUCAUUUGGCAGCGAACAGCAGACUGUUAAGACUUUGAUAUUAAAGUUGUUGUUGUGCGGACAGACGGUAUAAAAGCAGGAGGUGGUGGAGCGAUCGGGACACAAACUGGUCAGAUCGAAGAAGAAACGACAACAACGACAAACUACCGGAGAUUAGGACCAAUUCAUCCAGCUGGAUUCUUGAAGUGGAGAAGAUGAUGCUGGAAAUAAGAGACACCAGGUAAGAAGGUGAUGCUCACAGUAAGUUUGGAACUUCAUCCUGUCUGUGAAUCAAACGUCAGAGUUUAGAGAUGACUGUUUUUGGGACUGACUGCCUCUGUCAGGACCUUCAGCUCCACUCAUAGAUUUCCUCAUUCAAAGAUCUUAAAGUUAUUUCUCUCUAUUCUCUCGUUUCUCUGCCCUCUCAUGGGUGAAACAGCCUGAUCCUUUUUUUCUAACAUCCGCCCGCUCUUCGCUGCUGUCAGCACCUUUCACACUGAACUUCAUUUCGCACAUUAUUUCUCGCGUCAUUUCCAGGUUGCUGGGUGAUGUUGUUUGGAGAGGGAGGAAAACAAAGACUGUGUCCUGAAGUUUAUUAAAUUUCCUCUGUUGAGGGCGAGAUAACAGACAUUCAGGAGAAACACGGUCUUUAUUAUAGGUGCAGUCCUCUGAUGUGAUCAGUCUGUCUCCAGGAGGGCAGGCGUGCGGACAGAGAGGACCACGACACGGUGAUGGAGAGUCUGGAGCUUCAUGUUUGACUGAGGUGAGUUUUUAUCACUUAUUGGCGUCUUUUAAUUCAGAUUCAAGUUUGAAGCAGAGCGUUUACAUCCUUUUAAAAAAACUAUUACAGUAAAUUAAAGAUCCUCAGUCUAAGUCCAUUUUUAUUCCUUUUUCUCUAUUUCUGGAAGAACUUUUGUCACAAUUUAGAUCCAAACCAAAAAAGGAAAAAAAAAGUUUCAGUGUUUUCAGAACUCAGAGAUGGUUUCUGUUUUCUGCAAAAGUCGAGUAAAUACCAAUUAAAUCUAAACAAACACUCGUCUGCAUCUGAUUAAUACGACCGCUCUGAGAGAGACAAAAUCAACUUUGAACUUAUUAAAAUAAAACAACUUCCAUUAACAGUCACUUUAUUUCUUUAAAAUUAUGACCUGAUGUCCUGAACCAAAGCACAGACUGAAGGCAGUCAGGUCAGGCAGAGGUAUUCAAAACAUGAGCCGGAAGGAAAGAUAAUAUGGGAUAAUAUAGACAAUAACUCUGAAUAAAUGCUGUUCAAGACAUGAAGUGCAGCAGACUCACGAGAAGACGGUGAGACAUACAAGAUAAAAUACAAGAGGGGUGAUGGGAAACAGGUGUGAAGAGAGAGAGAGGAACAAAUACAGAAAAUAAAAACAAGGUGAUAAAACAGGAAAUACAUGAAACAAAACAUGACUGUGCAGAGAUAAACUUCACCAACAUGACGGCAGAUUUCUGUCAUUUUAGUUUUUAACUGUUUUCUCCAACAACUUGGUCUCUGAACAUUCAGGACGUUUUUCCAUCUCCUGUUUUUGUUUGUUGUCGUGAGUCUAAAACUCAUUUUCCUUUAUUGUUUUUUUAAUCUUAAGUUUUUGUCCUCCUCUGCUGUCAUAGAUGCUGUGUACUGUGGGGUCAUGGUGUCACACAGCAGCAGCUCUUUUCUUCAUGAAUGUUCAGAAAUCAUUGCCUGAUGCGCCUCCUCUCUUCGUAGUGUCUGGGAGUCUUUGGGCGCCAUGCUGUGCUAUCAGCUCGUCCUCGCGGUCUACAUCGUCACCUUCCUGAUGGGGGUCCCUGCCAACAUCCUGGCCUUUUGCACCUUUUGCCGUAAAGUGCGGCGUAAAGCCGCCCCGAUAGACGUCCUCCUCCUCAACCUCACCAUCUCAGACCUCAUCCUCCUCGCUUUCCUGCCUUUCAAAAUGAAGGAGGCCUCUGAUCAAAUGGCGUGGUUGCUGCCCUACGCCCUGUGUCCACUCUCUGGUUUUGUCUUCUACGUCACCAUCUACAACAGCACCCUGCUGCUCACCGCCGUGAGUGUGGAGCGGUACCUGGGAGUGGCCUUCCCCCUCAGGUACUCGGCGUGGCGUAGACCUCGUUACGCCGUGUUGGCCAGCUUCAUUUUCUGGGUGGUGACCUGCCUGAACCUCACCAUCGUUUACUUCAUACCUUACGUCCAGUGGAGUAAAGGCGUAGACAACUACAGCGACAACAGCAGCACUCUUGACAGUCCUGCUCCACCUCCACCCACCUGCUACCUGGACUUCACCGAAGACGAGCUCCGCAUCAUCCUGCCGGUCCGCCUGGAGCUCUUCCUCGUUCUUUUCUGCAUCCCUUUUCUCAUCUGCUCCUUCUGCUACGUCAACUUCAUCCUCAUCCUGUCCCGCCUGCCAAACAUCAGCCGGCGGCGGAGGCUGCGGGCCAUCGGCCUGGCUCUCGGUACACUGAUCGUGUUCGCGGUCUGUUUUGGGCCCUACAACGCCUCCCAUGUGGUGGGGUUCGUCCGUAAGGAGAGCGAGGAGUGGAGGAACAUCGCUCUGCUCUCCAGCACCUUCAACGCCUGCCUGGACCCGGUUAUCUUCUACUUCUCAUCGGCGGCUGUCAGGAGCAUGUUGAGACUCUGCUGCAGGAACGUCAUGGCGAAGCUGCACAUCCUGAGGUGUGAAGGGGCCCCUCAGCCCCAGAGGCCCCCAAAGACUGAGAAAUACAUAGAAGCACCUGUUCCUUGA